Messenger RNA from Peronospora farinosa, 348 nucleotides. The record is from the annotation of a GenBank genome assembly. Lineage: Eukaryota; Oomycota; Peronosporomycetes; Peronosporales; Peronosporaceae.
AUGGAUGAAGAGCGCAAGACCAUGAAGCUGCCGGACACGGACAAUACGAGCCUCACGUGUGCUGCGCGGAUCCUGGGGCACGAAUGUGCGGACGCCAAUCUGGAGUUCUUGCGGUGCAAACAACUUGACGCCAAUCCGCGUGCGUGUCUCGCACAGGGCGAGAAGGUGACGGCCGCCGUGCUAAAGACGCUUCGUGACGUCGAAAUGAACUGCGGUGAGACGUACUCGGCGUACAAAAAGGCGUUGAAGAAAAACUGGCACCGGAUUGACGAGACGAGGAAGGAACAGACGGCAUUGGAAGAGUGUUGGCGACAAUACAAGGGCUAUAAUAAGCCACAGGAGAACUAA